Molecule: messenger RNA, 628 nt
Organism: Trifolium pratense (red clover)
Lineage: Eukaryota; Viridiplantae; Streptophyta; Magnoliopsida; Fabales; Fabaceae
Product: 60S acidic ribosomal protein P3-like
Exons: 2
Coding region: 99-461 (120 amino acids)
Cellular component (GO): ribosome
Molecular function (GO): structural constituent of ribosome
Source: RefSeq, a predicted model, not a curated record
AACCAUUCACUCAUCUCAAUUGCCGUCACUCCUCUCUGUGCGACUUCAAAUCUCCAAUUAGGGUUUUCACUUUCACCACAGAGAACUAAUCACUAGCCAUGGGAGUCUUCACCUUCGUCCUCAACAAAACUGGCGCCGAAUGGACCGCAAAGCAAUACUCCGGUGACAUCGAAGCCUCCGGUGACUCUACUUUCGAGAUCCAAAGGAAACUUGUUUCCGCCGCUCUCGCCGUCGAUUCAUCAGGCGGUGUUCAGUCCUCUUACUCUCCCGUCUCUCCUUCCUCUGGUGUCUUCGUGGUGAUUGUUGGUGGUGCCGUAUUUGUUGGAGGUGGUGCUGCUGCUGCCGCUGCUCCUGCAGGAGGUGCUGCUCCAGCUGAUGCUGCCCCUGCUGAAGCAAAGAAAGAAGAAAAGGUCGAGGAAGAGGAGGAAGAUGAAGAUAUGGGAUUCUCACUCUUUGAUUAGAGUUUUCUACUUGUUAUUUUUUUUCAAUUUUGAUGGAAAAUGGAUUUAGUCUUCAAUCAUAUGAAUUCUAUUGGUUUGUGUUUGUUAAUCCUACAAUUUGUCAGAUAGAGUUUAUUAUGCUACAAUUCUGUAUUCUGUUUUACUAAUGUGACUUUUUUGUAUUCAAA